ACGAUUUCAAACUGUCAUUGUUCUCGUACUUCCAAAAUUCCUUGGUAUUUUGUUUUGAUAGUCCACGUAAGACUAGUGGCAGCUGAAAAGCGACUUACAUAUAUCAUAGCUUUUGGUAAUAAAUUAGACAAAAUCUUACGCGCCAUAAUUUGAGAUGGUUCAGCUUGCCGAGUUGCGUAUUUAGGGAGAGUGUGUGGUUUUGGCUGGGUGUAUAAAGUCAGCGGAGGAGUGGGUUGGUCCUGAUCUUGACCAUGGUGGACUUCUUGGUACCAUUAAACAAUCACUCACCUUCACCCAACUACAAAGUAAGUACUGGAAAGUCAGCACAACAAACAUAAAGACUCCUCAUUUCUUCAACACAACACUUGUUACAGUAGUUACAAACGUUUUUGUGUUCAUGAAUAACAAUAAUCCUUCCAGUACAAUGGAAAAUAGUACUUACCCAUGGGUGACCCCUACUUCCCUUGGUCACAAAAGUUGGCCUCCAGGAUACCAAGCAAGUCUAACUGAUCUUUUCCUUAAGAAAAAUCCUCUUCAUUUUGGGACAGGUAUUUCUCAGUUAGCUGCAGCAUCUAGUUAUAUAGAAAAAAUUUCGACAUUUAAUGAGAAUUUUCCAAAGUGCCCUCAUCCAGAUGCUAAGGAUAAACCCUAUCCUUGUGAGAUUUGCCAGCAGUAUUUUUCUCUAUACAGUAGUCUGAAAUCUGAUGGGGCUUGUAGCAGCAACAGCUCAUGCAACAUAAAUAAUGACCCCAACAUCAACCGACCAUUAAGUGCUCCAUCUGAACGAAAACAACUUUCUCAACUACCAUCAGCACCACAGUCACCUACUACUGCUAUUGAGAGCUCCAGCCUUCCCCAACAAGCUCCUGUUACCCUUCUUUCUCCACCAUCCUUGCUUGAAGGGUCUCGGGAAGGCCACAUAAACUCAUCAAUGACCUUACAACAACCCAGCCGACCUCGACAUCUCCCAACUAAACAAUUCAUGUGUCCCGUCUGCCACAAGUACUUUACCCAGAAAGGAAAUUUAAAGACACACAUGAUGAUCCACACAGGAGAGAAGCCUUAUACCUGCCAGGUCUGUGGAAAAAAAUUCACUCAGAAAGGCAAUGUGGAUACACACAUGAAAAUUCACACAGGAGAAAAAGAUUACUCUUGUGUGUCCUGUGGUAAAUCAUUUACCCAGAAAGGAAACCUGAAGACACAUGUACGAAGUGUGCACACUAAAGAAAAGCCUUUUCUUUGUAGAGUUUGUGGGAAAUGUUUCUCACAGCGUGGGAAUAUGCAUACCCAUAUGAGAACACAUAACAAGGAUGACCACUUUCCUUGCACUAUAUGUGGAAAGACUUUCUCACAGAAAGGAAACUUGAGGACACAUGUGCAGCGUCAUACAGGUCAACUGCCAUCACGUCGUUAUAGUUCUCGUGGAGGUUCACGUUCUUGCUCUAAUGGAACUCGCUCUAUUCUUCAAUGUUCUGAGACAAACCAGAACCAAUUAUCUUCUUAUUCUUUCCAUAAUUCUCCUGCUCCUCCAGUUCCUGGAUCUCCACAAACCCAAUCCUCAUCUGUAAACCCCAUUGAUCUUGGUAAAUCUUCACAAACACUGACUUGUCCACCAAGACCAUCUCCUAGCCCUUUUCAAACCAUUUCCAAAGAAGCACCAGAAUCACAUUCCCAAUCAAUUCCUUCUCGUAGCUCUCCUCUCUCUCAGGUAUCAGUCAGUUCUUCUACUAUAGGAAUGGUGAAUGGAACAUCCUCAUCAAUUCAUCUCUCUUCCUUGGCAAGUCCUUCCCCUCCUGAUAUGUUAAGCCACCCUCCAUCUGUGUAUUCCCACCAAUCUUCUCCAUCAGUUGUACCCCAUUCAGAGUAUAUGAUCAAUCCUAUGAUGAACAGUCCUCCAGUCAGCAAUUCCCAGAUGACACGCAUCAAGAGUUCAUCUCCUUGUGACACAUCUGGCCAUAUGCAGUUCUCUGAACAAGACUGCCGGCCCUUUUAUUCUGCUCCACCUACUCCAGUUCCAGCCCCACUCGCUCAUUCCUCACGGUGGCUCUCUCAUGGCUAUCAGAGACAUUAUGGUAACUUCCAGGUUACAUCAGCAGUAGGUUCCUAUAAUCCUGUCUCUCAACAUCCCACACCACUUUCACGUCUUGCCCUUUUCAGCUCAAAUAUGAUGAGCCAUCACCAUAGCUUGGGAAGUCCUCUCUCAGAUGAGAAACGGAACACUGACACACUUGGGAUGUCAAGUCAGCACUUGUCAGAAGAUCAUUUCCACUCAUCAACUAGCCCAGACUUUUCACAGCUACUUGAUUGAAGAAAAUAUAGUUGAUGUUAGAUAUUCAACAAUGUACUGGUGAGUUUGAAUGCAGAACACUUACCUUAAACCUGGUAACAUCUUUCCUAAAUUACUAUUGAAUAGAAAAUUCAGUGUUUGUUUUUAAUUAUAUUUUAACUGACUGUUGGACCAAUAUGCAUGUUCAUAGUCUGGAAAAACAGAAAUGUGAAGGUAGCUUAGUUAUUUCUCACUCAGUGUAAAGUUCACUCAACCUGCCCAUAUUUUUAUGGCAUUCCCAUAAUGGAGACUGCAGCUUAGGUUAUAUUCAUCGUUAGAACAGCUUCAUUUUUCAUUGUGGAAACUCUGGAUCUUCAUUUCUACAGUUCAUAUUGAGUGUGUUUACUGGCUUUCUGUUACUUUUUAUUUUAUGAUGGUGAAAAACAUAUUAAAAAAACUUGUGUCAGUUUUUUUGUACAUUGGCUUGGACAAGUUAGAUUUUGUUUGAAAAUGUUAGAUGCAGGUAUUGGUGCUUUUGUAGGAACUGUGAUAACACCUUAAACUGGAAGUUCGGGUGUGUAGUAUCAUCCAGGUUGGUACUGGCAAUGUUUUAUAUUUGAAACACUGAAAAGUUUUUGUACUACAGCGAGGUUGAUACAAGUGAUAUGUGAAAACCGGUGAGAAAAAGCCAGUAAGUAUCAGACUUUUAUGUAUGUAUGUGUGUGUGUGUGUGUGUAUGCAUGGUGGAUUUUCUAUACAGUAACUUACUGUGUAUGUACAGUAUAUACUUAUAAUUUCAGUUUCUUUGAUAAACGUUUUGAGUAAAGAAGGCAGCUUUUUGAUGUUAACUGCUCUUUUAAAAUCAGGGGUAUGUUCAAUACAUUGUUGAAAAUGAAAUGUAUGUGGAGGAUGCAAUUUGUAUUGUACUAGUUAUUUGUAUACAUACAAAAGUUUAUUAUGAUGGUUCCUUUUAAAGGAAGUUAUAAUGAAAACCAGCAAGUAAGAUUAUCAUCAUCAGGAGGGUUUUGUUUUUGAAAAUUUUUAUUCUGGAGUAGAGUUUAAAGUUAUUUGAAUCUCAGAAAUGUUUGUUGUUGAAGUGUUGGAUUCAGACUUUAACAACAUCAUCCAAAGUUUUACUUGGUAAUAAUAGUGUUUUUAGAAAAUAAUUCAGUAUUUUUUUUUCCUGUUUUACUGGAAAUUUUACUUGCUAUUGGUAAAAAUUAUGAAGUGUGUGGCAGUUUUUACUGUACGAGAAUUUACAUUGAAGUUUUUUAAGGUGAGAAACUAUCAGUUCCUUUAAUAAGAGAUAUAUGUGUAUGAAGUAUAAUUUGGAAUUAAAAGAUACUAGAGUAAGAAUUGAAAGAAAACAUUUGCUUUAGUUGCAUAAUCUUUAUUUAUAUGUUACUUGCUAUUAAACAUGCAUUUUAUUCCAGGGCAGCAUUUAGUUCAAGUUUUCUGUAAAUACAAAUUUCAUGCUCUACAAAACUACAAAGGAGCUCUUGUUACUACUUUAUGAGAAAUGCACAAGUUCAAAAAGAAAUUUUUAGAAUUCCUGUCAGAGUGUGAGUGAUUAAAAAAAUUAUAAAUUUUAGCAAUGCAGAUGGAAAGACCUGUUCUAUUAAUACAAGUAUUUAUGAUAUGUAAUCCUCUUUACUGAAUGAUACUAAAGUUGGUGCUUUCAGCUUUAUAAACUGUAAAGUGAAUAUUUACAAGUUUGUUUUUAUUAGUCUUCAAAUAAGAUUUUAAAAAAAGAAGUAAAAAUGGUCUUCUAGCUGAUUUAUAAUUCCAGAUCUUUAACCCGGUGCAUAUAAAAAAUAUAUAUAUUACUUUACAAACUUGUACAUGUAUGAAAUGUGAAAAUUUACAUAUGUGGGGAAGUUUUAGAUUCCAAAUAUGUAUUUGAUGGCUAAAAAGAGGCAUCACUUGAUGUGCAGCUUUUUCCUAGAAAGAUUCAGGUUUUAAGGUACACAAAUGUCAGAUCUUAGUGGAUUUUUUAUAAUAUUGAGAGAAUUUCUAUGUUUUAAUUUAUUGAAUACUUGCUUACUUGUACAAUAUUAGUAUAUGUUUGAAAGGUACUAUGUUGGACUUGUGGAUCAGUCUGGAUUGUUAGAAGUGUAAGAAUUGAAGUUUUACUUGUAUAAAAUUAGCAAAUAUUCUUUAAUGUAUGUGUCUAAAAUGAUAGUUAUGAUCAUUUGUAGACACAAGGUUAAAACAAGAGAUUUUCAUUGAUAUUCCUAAUUAUUUCAAAGUAAAAAUCGCUAUUAUGACUGCGAGAUUUAUGCAAGGUUUAUAAUAUUAGCAGUUCAGAUACCAAGAAAUUAGUAUCUUGGUCCUGAAUUCAUGUUUAGGUACAAGAUCAAGACAAACUAUGACAUGUGGCUAUAGUUAUCAUAAGCUCAAAUUCUGAUUUUUGAUCCUGUUAUUUUCAAAUUACAGGGGUGGAAGUAAUUUUUUUAUUUGUAUAGAAUUUCUGCAACUCGGUCUAAUUUGCAUAACAAAACUUAAGAUUUGUAUAGCGGUUUCUAUGUGUACUUUUUGAAUUAAUCAAAUUUUGUAUCAGCAAGUUCCAUCAACGAAGUAAUUUGUACAUUACAAAUGUUACAAGCUGUAUUUAUAGAACAGUAUUUAACAUUUGUAUGAAUUAUUUCAUGUAUCAUUUGCUGUUUUUUAUUUUUUAAAACAGCUUAAUUUGAAUAUUCAUCAACAAGAAAAACCCACAGGUACUGUAGAUACAAAACAAUUGAACUCAAACUAAAAAGAUUCUCUUGCUUUACUUACUUCAGGUCAAACUGUUUUGAGAUGUAAACUUGUAACAAUACAUUUGCUACAUGUGGGCAAACCCAUUCUGAGUAAAUGUCCUAUUAUUGUUCUCCAUUUUAAGAAAAAAAAUCAUUUAUGACUAAAAUAUUUUACACGAAAUUAACAUCAACAUUCCCAGAAGGUUUUUGUACAUGUUUAAAUGUAGAACCCUUUUCUAUUCUGAAAUCUGUAGUAAAUAUUAAAGUUAAUAAUGGAACAUUUUGCUAAUAGCUUAUCACAUGCAUUCCAGUGACUAAUAGAUUGAAAAUUAUUUUAGAUGCUAUUCAAAGAUAACACUAUUUAACUACAACUUUACCUUAAGUGAUAUACUGCUUGUAGUCACCAUAUUCUUAAUAGGAUAACAUGUCAGGGAAGGACCAUUGUCUUUAGUAAGUACUUCUUGGAGAUGGAUAUCCUCUAUUUAUCAGGUUCUGCUGCCUCAUGCCAUAGUUUCCUACAAAAAAUGAUUCCUUAUCAUCACAGCAUUGAAUAUUUGUUUUUGCCAACAUAUAGUAUCUAGAAAACUGGUACAAUAAGACUGAAAUAAAUUAUAAGUUCAUGAUUAGAAUACAACACUAUACCCUUGAAACCCUUGUUACAGCAAUCUUACUCUGAACUAUAAUCAAAAUGUAAAACUGUUGAUUUUCACUUUUGAGAGCUCAUUUUAGAACCAGAAAGCUUUGUAAUAAGGUUGCCUAAAUGACAAUGCAAAAAAUCUCUCAAUGACUGGAUUAGGAUUAAUUUCUUUAUGGUAGGGACCCUUCAGUUUGAUUCUGAGCGGUUAUUUCAGUACCUUUUCCCUUAGUCUAUUUCUCCAGUUAAUUUUAACAUGCUACAUGACUGAGAAGGAUCACUGUAAAGUUGCAUUAAACAUCAGUAUUACUAAAGAUAUUUGCAGAACAUUAUUUAAAUUUGGAAAAUGUAGUAUGUAUAUGUAAAUUACUAAUUUCCAGAAUUCAUUUCUCACCAGACGCCCAAGGCUCCUACAGCUGAAUUGCUUAGCUUCAUUCCAUUCAGAAACUUUUGGAGCAUUUACAUGCACCCUUAAAAGUCAUUAACACUGAUCAUAUAAAGUGCUCAGUUCCUCAUUACCAAACACCAAUAAUUCAUCUGCAUUAUUAUGCCAUGCUGCAAGACCCAGCCCCUUCAAACAGCUCAAAAUUGGAUGUCUAAUUUUCAUUGAGUCUUCAAAUUUGUUUGUUAUACAUAGAAGAAAAAAAAUUCCACACACACAUGCGUUACACAUGGCAUUUGUAAGAGUAACUGCUCUGUAUUCCAACUCUGUUUUAUCAUUCCCACAUUUUCCUAUAACUGUACAUGCUGUUCUUUGCAUACAGAAUUACCACAAUUCAGUUCUGCAAGUGCAACUUCAACAGAAGGCAAAGCAUACGAGAAAUUAGCACUGUAACUUUGCAAAGUUAGAGAUAAUCUUGUCAGUUGAAAGAGGGUUUCAUCAAAGAACAUUAAAUACAGAAUAAGCUUUAAAAUUGUUAGCAUCUUUAAAGCCCCUUUUGCUUUUUACCUUUCUUCUCAGCUAUGUUUUCUAAGUCUUGCACUAUGACAACAAAAGAUUGGAAUUGAACUUCAGUUGCUUUGUGUUUAUGUACAGCCAUCACAUGCCAUGAACAUGACUGAGUUUUUCCACCUCUGUUUCUAGAAUGUUUCCUGAUUCUUUCGUUCUCUGAAUGUUUUGAUGCUCCUCUGGUACAGAUAGAAAAAGACUG
Molecule: messenger RNA, 6789 nt
Organism: Limulus polyphemus (Atlantic horseshoe crab)
Lineage: Eukaryota; Metazoa; Arthropoda; Merostomata; Xiphosura; Limulidae
Product: zinc finger protein 628-like
Exons: 2
Coding region: 398-2308 (636 amino acids)
Biological process (GO): regulation of transcription by RNA polymerase II
Cellular component (GO): nucleus
Molecular function (GO): DNA-binding transcription factor activity, RNA polymerase II-specific; RNA polymerase II cis-regulatory region sequence-specific DNA binding
Source: RefSeq, a predicted model, not a curated record